Messenger RNA from Drosophila navojoa, 546 nucleotides. RefSeq lists its product as uncharacterized. Gene Ontology annotation, biological process: regulation of mitotic cell cycle spindle assembly checkpoint. Gene Ontology annotation, cellular component: anaphase-promoting complex. The record is from RefSeq and is a predicted model, not a curated record. NCBI's taxonomy places the organism in Eukaryota, Metazoa, Arthropoda, Insecta, Diptera, Drosophilidae.
UGUUCAGCAAAAACAAAUAGACGCCGAAUUGCAAUAUUGAAGAUAUUUUAAAUUAUUGCAAAGAUGUCCAUGAUUCCUUUCUUUCCUAAUCUUAAGCCAACUGUGGCUAAUCGUUUUUGGUUUGAUAUGACAUCCGAUGAUGAGAUGCAAACAAAGCGCUAUGAGGACGAACGCAGGAACUGGCGGGAAUCUUUAAAGACAGCGGCUACAGAUUUGCAACCACUGGGUAAGGUGCACACUAUCACUGGCGUCGAAACAGAUGAUGAGGAUGCCAACGAUGAUAGUGAAGACACCGAUAGUCACGACGAGGAGGAUGAUGAGACAAACGAUCGUGUCAUUCCCGUUACACAGGAUUUCUACUCUGCGGACGAUAUACAAAUGAACGACGAGACUUCGCCCACAGCACCCUAAAAGGAAAGGCAUUGCAUAGAUACACCAUUUAGUUAAGAGUUAGCUACUGUUGCGAUUACAAAGUUCCCUUUACAAACUGUAAUAACAAUUUUCGUUUACUUUAAGCUUAAAUAAAUUAUAAACACAAUAAGCAAA